This is a messenger RNA of Armigeres subalbatus, 3263 nucleotides long. RefSeq lists its product as uncharacterized. The transcript has 10 exons. Bases 165 to 3263 code for a protein of 1032 amino acids. Gene Ontology annotation, molecular function: oxidoreductase activity, acting on paired donors, with incorporation or reduction of molecular oxygen; iron ion binding; heme binding. NCBI's taxonomy places the organism in Eukaryota, Metazoa, Arthropoda, Insecta, Diptera, Culicidae. The record is from RefSeq and is a predicted model, not a curated record.
CCGUUAUCGGAAUAAAUAUUGUUUUGGUUAUGAUUAUAGCACCACUUUCGUUUGAGCUGUGCUUCCGAUGUGAGCUUGUUAGGAUCUUUCCGCAGUGUAGCCUAUAGUGUGCCAUUUUCCCGCGUCUUAGGUGCUUUGUUGGUGAUCAGGAUACACAGUGCAGCAUGUGGUGGUGGGAUUUAUUGCUAACGUAUGUUUGCGCGAGUGUCAUCAUGGCGGUUUUCUACUUUCGAUGGACCCGAAGGAAGAUGAAUGCCAAGCUGGCUACCAUGUCCGGUCCGCGGCGUCUGCCAGUGUUGGGGCAUGCCCACAAGUUCUACCGAGCGACACCAAAGGCAAUCGCUGGAACGCUCAAAUAUUUCAGUGAGUUCCCUUCACCCGUCUGUAUACACAUGGGACCCCUACCGCACAUCGCCAUCUUCGAUCCCGAACAACUCCAAGUGGUUCUGCAUUCGCAAAACUGCCUCGACAAAUCCGUCCAAUACUCCUUUCUUCGGGUUUCGGAAACUUUAAUCAGUGCACCAGGUCACAUAUGGAAAGGCCAACGGAAGGCUUUGAAUCCUUCGUUUGGACCCGCCAUUCUGGCCACUUUUGCCGACAUCUUCAACGAGAAGUGUGCCAUCCUGACUGAACGGCUAGAACAGUAUGUGGGUCUACCGGAACGGAACUUUUACCGAGAUAUUUCAAAGUGCACCUUGGAUCAAAUUUAUGCGAGCGCUUUCGGAUGUGAUUUCAAUAUGCAGAAAACGCAAGACGGAGAACGCUCUCUGGAUCUGCAGGAAGCAUACAUGAAGGUCAUGGCAAGCAGAUUUUUCUCGGUUUGGAAAUAUCCGAAUUUUAUCUAUCAAUGGACCCCUGGCUACAAGAAAGAACUUGAGUUACGUCGAAUUUAUCACGAAACGAUAACAUGCAAGCUAGUUGAGAAGGCGGGUGUCCAGGAGAAGCUACUAUCAAAAGAAGAUAUGGAUUUUAAAAAGGAAGAAACUGGGAAAAGAAUUGCCGAAAAUUUCAUCGAGUGCCUUGUGAAGUACUUGCGCGCGGAAGGUGAAACUUCGAAAGAUGCCGUUCAUCCUCAUAUUGAUAUGACUGUCUUUGCCGGAAAUGACACAUCGGCUAAAACCAUUUGUUCCAUUUUGCUAAUGUUGGCGAUGCAUCCCGAAGCGCAAGAGCGCUGCUAUAAAGAACUCAUGGAAGUUUGUCCUGAAAAGGAUCAGCCUAUUUCCUAUAAUGAUGCUGCCAAUCUCACGUACCUUGAGAUGGUGUGCAAAGAAACCAUGAGAUUGCUACCAGCCGUUCCUUUCAUGGCAAGAGUAACAUCCGGCGAUAUCAAACUAAACGACCAACAUACAAUUCCGGCCAACGUUACAAUCAUCAUGGGCAUUUUCCAAAUUCAUCGAGAUCAACGAAUAUGGGGACCCAAUGCGGACAAAUUCAAUCCGGAUAACUUCCUCCCUGACAACGUGGCCAAGCGGCAUCCCUACUCCUACAUUCCAUUUAGUGCCGGUCCACGGAACUGCAUCGGAACGCGAUACGCCUACCUGUCGUCGAAAAUAAUGGUCGGUAGCAUAUUGAGAAAAUACCGCCUCAAGACUUCGGUCACGAUGGAUACACUCAGGAUUGCGUGCGGCUUACUGCUGCACGUUUCCAAUGGAUGCCUAAUGUCAAUCGAGAAGCGACGUGGAAAAGCGAAGGUGAUCGGAGCCGCAUAUUUCUUCCGCUUACUGAUACCAACGGUCAUAAUCGUGCGCACAAUGUGGUGGAAUUCGUGGUUCACGUGCCUUUGCGCAAGUGUCUACUUGGUGAUAAUGUACUUGAAGUGGUCCCGUCGGAAAACCAAUGCCAAAUUUGCCAAAAUGUCAGGUCCCUCGAAGCUGCCUCUGAUAGGACAUGCCCAUAAAUUUUUCAGGGCCUCGCCAGGACAAAUUGCUAACACCCUCAAAUACUUCGGUAGCUUUCCUUCGCCGGUUUGCAUCUACAUGGGACCCUUGCCACAUGUUGCCAUCUUCGAUCCCGAACAGCUUCAGGUUAUUCUGAAUUCCCAGAACUGCCUAGACAAAUCCAUUCAGUACUCAUUCCUUCGGGUUUCGCGAACGAUGAUAAGUGCACCCACACACCUGUGGAAAGGUCAACGAAAAGCCCUGAAUCCCUCAUUUGGACCCGCUAUUCUCAGUAGUUUCGUCCCAAUUUUCAACGAGAAAUGCAAAAUCUUGACAGGACUACUGGAAAAACACGUGGGACAGCCCGAACGUAACUAUACCAGAGACCUUUGCAAAUUCACUCUAGAUCAAAUCUACGCUACCGCCUUGGGAUGUGACUUCGACAUGCAACGAUCACCAGAUGGAGAGCGGUCUUUAGAUUUGAUAGAGUCGUAUAUAAAGGUAAUGGUAGCCAGAAUUUUCACGGUGUGGAAAUAUCCGGAAUUCAUCUACCGGCUGACUAGCGGUUACAAAAGAGAACAGGAAAUUCUCAACACCUAUCAUGACACAAUAAUCAUGAAGCUGGUACGAGCGAUCGACUUUGAAGAAAAAUUGAAGCAACCGACUGACGGGGAGCUCCCCAGCGAAGACAUCGGAAUGAAAAAGCCCAACAAUUUCAUCGACGGUCUGCUGAAACUUAUGCGCGAAGGAGACGAAAUCACCAAAGAGGACAUCUUUCAGCAAGUGGAUAUGAUACUGUUCGCUGGCAAUGAUACCACAGCCAAAACGACUAGUUUUAUUCUUCUGAUGUUGGCUAUGCACCCUGAAGUGCAAGAACGUUGCUACCAGGAGAUUAUGGAGGUUUGUCCGGGGGACGAUCAAAUCGUUUCCACGGACGAUGCCGCUAAUUUAGUGUAUCUGGAAAUGGCAUGCAAAGAGACAAUGCGACUAUUUCCCGUUGGUUCCGUACUGGCCAGGGUUACGACGGCGGACAUAAAGCUUAGCGAUGAACAUAUCAUCCCCUCCGACUGCACCGUAAUCAUGGGCAUCUAUCAAAUUCAUCGAGACCCGAAUAUCUGGGGACCCAAAGCGGACGAGUUCGAUCCGGAUAAUUUUCUGCCGGAGAAAAUGGAGAAGCGACAUCCGUAUUCUUUCUUGCCCUUCAGCGGAGGUCCGCGCAAUUGCGUUGGCAUGCGAUAUGCAUGGCUUUCACUGAAAAUUCUAACAGUUCACAUGUUGAAAAAAUACCGACUGAAAACUUCGCUUUCAAUGGAUCAGAUUAGGAUCAAAUACGGGAUAAUAUUGAACAUAGCGAAUGGGUGUCUGCUUACCCUUGAGAAGAGGUAG